AUGUCCUGUCGCCGCAUCGUCAACGGGACGUUCAACCUUGAUCGCUCCACUGAAGACAUCCCCUGCUCCAGCAACCUCAACGACGGCGUGGUCCCGGCGCGAGCGGUUAUUAUACCAGCAGCUGUACCGACCCGCUGGUCAGAGACCCGGCAUGCGUUCACUAUUGCGAAAGCGAAUCCUUCAUCGACGUCGUCUACAACGCCACAGCCCGGAACUGGGUCUGCUGUGGCCGCACCGAGGAGGGCAUCCAAUGCGCGAACCCUAUCGGCCCGACCUUUGACGCGCCCGCACCACACUGCAGCAACAUCUGCAGCCGCCUCAUCCUCCUCCACAAACUCCGUGUUACCAUCUCCCACCUCUGAAUCAAGAUCCAUCAUGACCCCCGGCGCCGUAGCUGGGACCGCCAUUGGGGCUGCUGCCGCCGUCGCCCUCCUCAUCGCCCUAGCGUGGUUCCUGUUGCGACGAAGAAACAGAGGCAAACAGGCCCUCCGAAACGGGCAGGGUCUGAUCUCAGACCAACAACCACAAAACAAAAACGGGAUCGGCGCCACAACAGCCGAGGAGUUGAGACAGAGACAAGAGCUGGGGCAGGGGCAAGACGACUCAUCGCAGCGACCACCCGAGAUGUCUGGCACAGAGACGAGACCGGGGCCGGCGUGGUCUGAGUUGGAUUCCUCGUCCAUGGCACCAAACGAGAUGAGUGUGGAUCGCUUUGGCGAGCGGAUGCCGGUGGAGAUGGAUGAGGGGCAGAAGCCGGGGUGGAGGGCGUGA
This is a messenger RNA of Endocarpon pusillum Z07020, 771 nucleotides long. RefSeq lists its product as uncharacterized. The coding region runs from base 1 to 771 and encodes 256 amino acids. The transcript has 3 exons. NCBI's taxonomy places the organism in Eukaryota, Fungi, Ascomycota, Eurotiomycetes, Verrucariales, Verrucariaceae. The record is from RefSeq and is a predicted model, not a curated record.